UCACGAUUAAGGRUGGUCAAUAUUCAAUAGUAAUGUAAAUUUUGUAUAGUCGUAUUUGUUUUAUUAUUUUAUUGUUGUUCUUAUACUGAGUUAUACCAUUUAUUUAAUUUUAUAUUUACGAUGUUUUUCACUAGCCCACCGCUACUCUACCUUUUGAUUUUAUGAAAACGAUCUGUAAUCACGGCUUUCUUCUUGUAGGUAUAAACUUGUAUAAAAAAAAUCAUCACCUGUAAAUCGCCAUACACCUAGCAAAAAAUGGAACCUUUAAUGCCAUCUGAAGUCGCUCGUUUAGUGUACGGUUAUCUUAAGAAAGAAAAAAACGAAGAAGCUGCAGAAUGCUUUUUAAAAACAUCACCUCAUUUGACUGAAUGUUUUCAGAUGUUUAAAGCUAAUAGAAACUUUAAUAUUAAAGUGAAUGGGUUUAAUUUACAUGACAUAUUCGAUAAUUUUGGAACCAUGUGUACCAUGAUUGCAGAGCGAAUACCUGAAACAUGUGAAUCUAAAACAUUACUUGAGAAACUACAGUAUUUGUUAGAUACAAACCAUGCAUCAAUGAAAGAAGAUCCAUUUGUUGAGAAAAAACUAAAUAUGGUUGAUAAAUGUGUUGGUAAUACAGUUAUUACUAAAGAUCAGAGUACACAUACAACAAUAAAAAUAGAAGCAAAUAAAAGUUUAUCGGAAGAAGCAUUAGAAAUCUCAUCGUUCACUGAGAUAAUUUCUAAUAAUGUUUCUAAAACAAAAGAAACUGACAYAUUUUGUGAUGAAACCACAAUUAUUGACGAAAAAAAUACCGUUUCUUCGCCCUGUUUAUCUUCAAUGACACAACAAUUAGAAAAUAAUAUAGGUACAAUGACAUUUUCCAAAUUUGAAGAAAAAGAAUCAAACAUAUUUCAAAUAAACAAUCAAAUUUCUAGUACUCCAGCAAAGAAAAAUGAAUUAACUAAAAUAAAUAUUGAUUCAAUACCAAAAUUUAGCCCAAAAAAUAUUCACAAUCUAAAUUCUGGUUUGUUAGUAGUUUCUGGUAGCAUUUUGAAACUAGUUGGAGAAGAUUAUUUUGCCAAAUCUGACUAUGUGAAAAUAGCUCCAAAAAUAACACCUAUGUUAAUGAAUCAUCAAGCUCCUGAAAAACAUAUAUUUCCAAAACGAAGAAGACAGUUGUUAGAAGCUCCUGGUAUAAGGAGUAAAUUUAGGAGAACAAAUAUAACUAGACAACUACCUGUUCAAACUCCUAAAUCAAUUAUAAUUGAAGUUCCUAAUCAAAAUUCAUUUGAAAUUCAAGAAAAAAAUCAUAUCGAGAUUAAUGAUAAUAUAAGAUUACCUGAAGUUCCAUCUAAAGUUAAUGAUGUGAUUCAUGAUACACCUGACGAUAGACUAAAACCUCCAAAAAAUAAAAGUAUGAGUACACCUCGUCGAAGAAGCACUCAUAUAAGAUGUUUAGAUUUUAGCACUCCUCAACCUAAAAAUAUUACUCGAAAUCAAACUCGUUCAAAACUUUUCUGUGAUACCCCAAAAAAACUUGAACAAUGUUUGGAAGAACCUUCAUCUAGUCCUUUACCUAAACUUCAAGCUGAUUGGGGUUCAGUUAAUGGAUUUGAGUCAAUGAUAAAAAAAGAGAUUAUUAAACACUGGGAUACAGAUAUUAGAGAAAUGGUAGGGGCUGGAAUUCUAACAUCAGAUGCUGAUGGUAGAAAAACAAAAAAAAAGAAAACGCCAAGAAAAAAAAUCAAACCAGUCAAUGUUCAAAAUGAAUCUGUUACACAUGAAGAACAAAAGAAAUCUAGUAAUAUUUCAAUCACUACAAAUGAAUUACAUAAAUUGAUAGGGCUUAGUAGAUAUUCGAAUGAUGCUUCAACCACAGUUUAUAAAUUCAAAAAAGAAAAAGAAAUCAAAACUUUAGAACCAGCGAUUAAGAUUUCUAAACUUAAUAAAAGUGAUUCUGAUAUUAUUUAUCCAGAAAUGUAUAAUCUAGACAAAUCUAGAAAGAAUAUAUCAACAAGUAAUUUUUGUAAUGGAAAAAAAUCUAUUGAAAUGAACAAUGAAAAAAUUAAAUUAUCUGAGAAUUGUACAACAGACUUAAAUAAAGUGUCCAACAAAAAGGAAAAUAAUACAGUUCAUGAUAAAUCUAUUCUACCAUUGGAGUCUUCACAAACUAUGUCUAUGGAUAGUAAUAUUUAUAAUUCAAAUUGUAUUUCUGAAAAUAAAAUUAACACCAGUCUUGAUAGAUCUGAAUCGCCUAAUAUCAAUAGCAUUAUUAAUAAUACUUCCUGUGUUACUGUUAUACAUGAUGGUAAAUUAGAUGUUCGGUUAAACGAAGAUUGUAAUUCACUUAAUAAUAUGGAAUAUUUAAAAAAGGAAAAAGUAUAUGAAGUCAUUAAUGAAGAUGGUGGACAUCAACCCAACAAGAUGGUGUAUUUAAAUGUAUCAGAAUCAUUCACUUUUCUUGAUAUACCCUCAGAAUUAAAAAAUAUACAGACAUCCAAUGCGAUUGUAUCACCAUCAAAAACAACAAACAAAAUGUUAGACGUUACUCCCAAAAUAGAAAGCAGUGAACUAGAGAAUGCCGAAAUACUUAUACCAGUGACUAGCACUCCUAAAGACCAUGUUGAAUUGAAAAAUGUAAAAGAUGAUAGAUCCAGAAGAAGCCCCUCUUUUUGGGAUGACUCUGUUCAGAAUUAUCCAAUAAAACAUAGAGAAGACAGACAUUGGGAAACAAAUCGUCGGCAAAAUAAAAUCCAUCAUAAAUAUGACCAAAAAUACUGGCCAAGUAAAUUUAGAUGCCAUGAUGAACGAACACAAUUUGAUAGUCGGUACUAUUCUCAAAGAAGUCAUCAUCAUAAUGUAAAAAGAGAGUUUAGGGAUGAUUCAAUAAAAGAUAAAUAUAGAUCUAAGUACAAAGAAGAAAAAAGAUGGUCCUAUCAUGAUCAUAGUAAAGGAAGAAAUUGGCUAGAAGAAAAUGAACGAUUUUCAAUUUCACAAAGAACGUCACAAAAUGAAUUCCAAAAGUUAAAUAGAUCAGAAGAUAUUGUUAAGAAAGCUACUAAAAGGCCUGCAGAUCGAACAUCAUAUAAUAAGACUCCAGCUAAGGUCUCCAAAGUUGAACAUCAACGAUUGUUGAAGAAUGUAGACGUUGAUGAUUUUUUGUCUGUUGUACACGGUCAAAAAUAAAAAUUUAUAAAUUUAUAAUUUAAUUAUUGUAUACUUAUUAGAUGAAUGUUAUA
Molecule: messenger RNA, 3218 nt
Organism: Diuraphis noxia (Russian wheat aphid)
Lineage: Eukaryota; Metazoa; Arthropoda; Insecta; Hemiptera; Aphididae
Molecular function (GO): protein binding
Source: RefSeq, a predicted model, not a curated record